Lodderomyces elongisporus is the source of this 330-nucleotide messenger RNA. RefSeq lists its product as uncharacterized. Lineage: Eukaryota; Fungi; Ascomycota; Pichiomycetes; Serinales; Debaryomycetaceae. The coding region runs from base 1 to 330 and encodes 109 amino acids. The record is from RefSeq and is a predicted model, not a curated record. The transcript has a single exon.
AUGAAUUCAGACCGGAUGGAUAUCGAACCUCGUCAUUUCAGCCUUCCCAUGGAAGCUAUGGAGGCGUUGAUUCGUGACCAGGCUACCAUGUUUGCCAAGAUGAUUGAGACGAUGAAUGCAGAUAGGUUUAAGGCUGGUACGGAGUCGAACCCUGCGGCUUUGUUCAAUCCGCGUAAUCCCGCAAAGUUGAAGAAGUUUAUUUCGGAGGUUGAGACGAAGGCUCAAUUUCACGACAAAUAUUGGGAUAAUAAGGUGGCUUAUGCUCAAAUAUUCAUGGUGGGUAGCAUAUUUGAUGAUUGGAUUCCUUGCGCGAUCCGUAUCUUGAAGUAA